Messenger RNA from Protopolystoma xenopodis, 279 nucleotides. Lineage: Eukaryota; Metazoa; Platyhelminthes; Monogenea; Polystomatidea; Polystomatidae. The record is from the annotation of a GenBank genome assembly.
AUGGCGAAAUCUCGGCCCCAUGGUGUAGCCAAACCGAAAGCCCCCAGACUCACAGGCUGUAUUGAUGUGCAACUCUGUGUUGACUCGGGGUGGGCUGGCAUGAACGACUUCGAUUUAAUAACUCGCUUGUUAGGGUUCUUUAAUUGGGUUUCGACUCCCGACUUGGCGCGACCUUUCUUCACACUUGAGCAUCCAACACACUGCUAUUAUGCAGGUGCUGAAUGGCCGACGCUAGGGACGGUGUGCUGGCAGGCCCCCGAUGAAUUCGGCCGUUACUGA